Messenger RNA from Plasmopara halstedii, 1845 nucleotides. RefSeq lists its product as hypothetical. Gene Ontology annotation, cellular component: endoplasmic reticulum membrane; Golgi membrane. The transcript is spliced from 8 exons. The record is from RefSeq and is a predicted model, not a curated record. Gene Ontology annotation, molecular function: sphingomyelin synthase activity; ceramide cholinephosphotransferase activity. The coding region runs from base 1 to 1845 and encodes 614 amino acids. NCBI's taxonomy places the organism in Eukaryota, Oomycota, Peronosporomycetes, Peronosporales, Peronosporaceae. Gene Ontology annotation, biological process: ceramide biosynthetic process.
AUGCUUUGGGCUCUCACGCUAGUAGCUGUAGCGGUGCCACUGGUCGCUUCCAUGCACGUCACAAUAUCGUCUGGCGCCUCCGAGUGCUUUUACGUGAAGGCGGAAAGCUACAAACAUGGUAUUUCGCUUAACUAUGAGGUGUUACGAGGCGUGGCGGACGAGCUGGAGACGGAGCUGAGGGACGGCAAGGAAGACGUUGUGUACACACACAAGGGCGCACAGGGACGAUAUGCAAGCCCAAUUCGAGGGGGUGGAAUGCACUCAGUGUGCUUCAACAAUGAUCGUUUACCUGCGGGAGACGUGGUCGUCGGUUUCUCAUUUCACGCAGAUGACCCGAACCACGAAGUGCUGUCCAACGCAGACGCUACAAAAAUCAAGCAAGUGGUGGAGCUGGAGGAUAUGGUUUACGAACUAAGCGUAAAUCUGGACAUGGUCAAAGAUUCCCAAACUUUUAUGGAAACGCUGGCAAACUACCAAGAUCAAUUGAUUACGAGCACCCACGAUCAAAUUAUGUGGUGGACAUUUGUCGAAAUGGCUGUGCUAAUGGCCGUCUCAGUAGCGCAGAUUUCAUAUUUGCGGCGUACGCUUGAGUUGCUCCCUCCACUCCGUUACCGUGACUAUCAACCCAAGGCGAUGGAGAGCUGGACGAACUAUUUUACAACACACUUUUAUGCCAUGAAAGCGCGACCCGUAUCGGCUUUUGACCCGUCUGGCUUCAUCAUCAUCAUCUCUUUUCUUUUGCUGCUCGUGGGGGUUGUGGCCGCUACGACACGUGCGCUUGUUUCCAACCGCGGGCUCGUGCUGCGGUCACGCGUGGAGAAAAAUUUACAGGACAUGUCAGAUUACGUAUUAGACCAACGAAUGCGUGUGGGAGAAAACUUGCAGUAUAUUAAGGUUCGCGCCAUUGACCACUCAGGACGACAAGGUUUCAUUGCUGAAAUGCUCAGCUACGCUUAUCUUUCACGACUCGCAUUUUCGCUGUCAAUAUUUGCUAUUGCCUCGUAUUUAAAUACGUUGGCUGCCGUCAUUGCAGGUUGGCGUACACCUAAUGUUGUAAUUCUUGACCUAGCCAAGGGAAAUACAAAUGUUAAGACCCUUCCAGAUCUUGGACAUGAUCUCUUCAGGUAUGUCAUGACGAAGAUAUACGGCCACACCACGUACAUGGAAUGGUUUGAUCUACCUGACGAGUUUCUUGCGGCUGUGGGUAUGCUGACGUCAUUGAUUAUCAUUCUACACCCGCGGCGGUUGCUGAUCCUACGUCGCUUCUGCUUCAUCUUCGCUAUCAUAAACCUCAUGCGGGCAUGUUGCGUUGCAGUCACGUCGCUACCAGACGCGAGCCCCAUGUGUAUCUCUCAGUUUGACAGCGUAGAACGUGGCACGUACAAAUCUCAUCCGAUAUUUCCUAAAGCUUUUUUUCGCGCUUGGAAGGUGUUGAUCCGCCCGUCACAGCACAUCACAUGCGGUGACAUGAUCUUUAGUGGCCAUGCAGUUUUUCUGGUUCUUUGCUGUAUGUUUGCCAGAACGUAUUGUGAGCGAUCAGAAUUGAACACACCGUUCACCCGGCGUUAUCCCUAUAUCCUCUGGAUGAUUCGCUAUUACAACUAUACUUUGUCGGCCGGUGGCCUCUUUGCUAUUGUGGGCACACGAUUGCACUACACACUUGACGUCUUGAUCGCAAUUUACAUUACAAUUCAAGUAUGGGUCACUUACCAUUGGCUGAUGAACCAUCCAGAGAGCGGUUUUGCUCUCAUCAAUUGGCUUGAACACGCAGAAGUACAUUUGGUUGACAAGAAUGCCUACCGAAAGGCGGGAGGUCUGAGUGAUCGUAUAGAAAAAUCUGACUAG